Sardina pilchardus (European sardine) is the source of this 6498-nucleotide messenger RNA. RefSeq names its product coiled-coil domain-containing protein 186 (gene ccdc186). The transcript has 17 exons. Gene Ontology annotation, molecular function: small GTPase binding. Lineage: Eukaryota; Metazoa; Chordata; Actinopteri; Clupeiformes; Clupeidae. Bases 243 to 3458 code for a protein of 1071 amino acids. The record is from RefSeq and is a predicted model, not a curated record. Gene Ontology annotation, biological process: vesicle cytoskeletal trafficking. Gene Ontology annotation, cellular component: trans-Golgi network.
CAGAGCGACCCGUCUGGGUGGUUAGUAACAGAGAAUAGGGAUUCCCAUAUUUUGCCACUGGCCAAAUAUUAGCUGAGAGCAAUGGAUUUAUCAUAAACCUGCUAAAGGUUGUGGAGCAGGUCUGAUGGAAUAUCUGUAAGUCUGAGCUAUUCUUAUAGUCUUUACCCAGAAGGAAGCGUGAAAGAAGGAAGGCUUUUUGAAGCUCCUCGUCGGUGCUUAGUUGGAAGGAUUUACUAGAUGAGAUGCCUGUUGUCUCAAAUGUUGUGGUUUUUAAUUCUCAGCUCUCAGCUGCGGUGGACGUGAAGGUGAGGAUGGAACAGCCAGACCAUCAGGAGGAAGGGCAGGUCACCGCCCCUGCUGACCCACAGGGGGGAUCGGAGGUCAGUGCGACGCCUGCGGGGUCAGAGCAGGUCACUGGCAACAGCGGCGAUCUGUUGACCAAGCCUGACGGUAUCGGCGCCAAGGAGAAUGACCUGGGAGCAGAGGAGCUGGACAGUGUUCCGUUGGACAGUGGGCUGUCGGAGAGCGGGGACAGGGGCGAGCCCGGCACAGACCCCCCGUCCCAGGCCGACGGCAACACCAGCUGCGACAGCGGCACCUCGUCUAUGGACGACGCCAGGACUCCCACCGGUGCGCCAGACGCGUCUCCGGAAUGUUCUCCCGCCGUCAUGGGCGAAACAACGGAAUUGUCACCCGUCGGUCUAAUUCAGGAAUCCUCCCCAGCGGUUCUGGACGGAGUAGAGGAACUCUCGCCGGUCCCCUUGGACGGUAUAGCGGAAUGUUCUCCAGCAGUUGUCGAUGGAGCUCUAGAACCCUGUCCUGCCGUUCUAGACGGCGCUAACUUGUCUUCUCUGACUGUACUAGUCGGGGCGAUAGAACCCUCUCCCACUGAUCAAGGCGGACUGUCAGAACCCACACCCACACCUGCUCACACACAGUGUGAGGUGACCGUGCCUACCGCACCGGUGGCUAACGGCCCCAGCAGCGCCAGCGAUGCCCCCGGCUCUCCUCACAGUGCUGGGGAACGGAGCCCCUCCACCCCCACGGGCAGCGCCAACACCUCGGGCAAGAGCAGCCCGCAGACCCCCACCCCGCAGACCACGGCCCCCAACAACAACACGACAAACUCCAGCGCCAGCCCGUACGACACGGACUGCAGCCGGAAGACCAUGUCGGAGAUCCAGCGCACGCUCUCCCAGGAGUCCCUGCUGGACGAGCUGGAGUCCGAGCUGCUGUCCUGCCAGCUGGCGGGCGACGGCGGCCGGGGCCCCCCCAACGGCGCCCCCAAGGACCAGGGCAACAUGGGCGUCUUCGAGAAGUGCGUCCAGUACAAGUACUCGCAGCAGGAGAAAGCGAUCAAGAAGCUGCUGGAGGAGAACCGGCGGCACCAGGAGCUGAUCCUGGGCAUCUGCUCGGAGAAGGACAGCAUGAGGGACGAGCUGAAGAGGAGACUGGACACGGAGAAGCAGCACAUGACCACCAUCAAGAAGUACGAGGGCCGGGUGGAGGAGUUGCUGAAGGAGCUGAAGGAGUCACGGGAGAAGCAGCACCAGCAGGAGCUGGGGGCAAAACACACCAUCCAGCAGAUCCAGCGCGAGACCGCCUACCGGCUGGAGCAGGCCAACAAGAAGUGCGAGGAGGCGCGGCAGGAGAAGGAGGCGAUGGUGAUGAAGUACGUGCGCGGGGAGAAGGAGGCGCUGGACCUGCGGCGGGACAAGGAGCAGCUGGAGCGCCGGCUGAGGGAGGCCACGCGCGAGGUGGACAAGCAGGCGCUCCGCGGCAACCAGCUGGCCCAGGACAAGGGCCGCCUGCAUCAGCUGCACGAGGCCAAGGAGGGUGAAGUGAGUCGUCUGGCGCGGGAGCUAGAGAAGGUGAAGGAGGAGAUCAACUCUCAUCUCAUCAAAGUCAAGUGGGCCCAGAACAAGCUCAAGAGCGAGACGGACGCCCACAAGGAGACGAAAGACAAGCUGAAGGAGACCACCGCCAAACUGACCCAGGCCAAAGAGGAGACCGAACAGAUCCGGAAGAACUGCCAAGACAUGAUCCGCACUUAUCAGGAAUCAGAGGAGAUCAAGUCCAAUGAGUUGGAUGCCAAACUACGAGAGACCAAAGGUGAACUGGACAAGCACAAGCAGGAGCAGACAGACCAGCUUGAGAUGUACCAGACCAAGGUGAAAGAGUUGGACGACUUGAAGAGGACCUUCAAGGAGGGGAUGGAUGAGCUCACAACACUAAGAACCAAGGUGAAGUGUCUGGAGGACGAGCGGCCGCGCUGGGAGGACGAGCUGAGUAAGUACCGGGAGAUCAUCAACCGGCAGAAGGCCGAGAUCCAGAGCCAGAGAGAGAAGCUGGGGGCCAUCCAGAGGCUGGAGGACCAGCACCAGAGGGACGAGCAGGACCUGGCGGCUCUGCGGGAGGAGGUGGAGGGUCUGAACGGUCAGAUCACCGACCUGCAGCACGACGUGCAGGGCAGCCGGACGCGCGAGGGCGAGCUGCUGGGCUUCACCGAGAAGCUGACCAGCAAGAACGCCCAGCUGCAGUCGGAGAGCAACGGCCUGCAGUCCCAGGUGGACCGGCUGACCGAGACCAGCCGCGAGCUGGAGGGCAGGCUGCAGGACACCGAGAGGGCCCUCACCGAGACGACGGCGAGGCUGAGGCGCGAGGAGCAGCAGCGGCUGGAGGAGGUGGCGGCGCUGCAGGCCGAGCGCUCGGGGCUCCUGGCGGAGACGGCGCAGCUCAAGACGCGCGUGGACGAGCUCCGCGACGACCUGGUCACGCAGAAGAGGAAGCAGAUCGCCAACAUCAAAGACCUCACCAAGCAGCUCACGCAAGCGAGGAAGAAGCUGGAGCAGGUGGAGAACGGCGGAUGUGACCGAGACGUCAGCAGCAUGGGCAGCCGCUCCAGCUCAUCAGGCUCUCUGAACGCGCGGGGCAGCAGCAUGGACGACCGCUCGCCGGAGAACCAGUCGGGCGGGCCGGCGUCGUCCUCGUCCUCGGCGGCGGCGGCGGGCGACAGCUUCCCCGAGGUGGACAAGGCGGUGCUGGUGGAGCGCAUCGUGCGGCUGCAGAAGGCCCACGCCCGCAAGAACGAGAAGAUCGAGUUCAUGGAGGACCACAUCAAGCAGCUGGUGGAGGAGAUCCGCAAAAAGACCAAGAUCCUCCAGAGCUACGUGCUGCGCGAGGAGUCGGGCGCGCUCUCGUCGGAGGCGUCGGACUUCAACAAGGCGCGGCUGAGUCGCCGCGGCGGCAUCAUGGCCUCGCUGUACACGUCGCACCCGGCCGACAGCGGCCUCACGCUGGACCUGUCGCUGGAGAUCAACCGCAAGCUGCAGGCCGUGCUGGAGGACACGCUGCUCAAGAACAUCACCCUCAAGGAGAACCUGCAGACGCUGGGGUCAGAGAUCGAGAGGCUCAUCAAGCAGCAGCGGGCUCCGGAGGACAAGGCUCGGAGGAAGUGACACGCACCGCAAGCCCUGCCAGCAGGAAAUGCCGCAUCUCGGAGCGCCGAGUCGGGGGCCGAACGGUACGGAGUGACGCGCGCGCCAAAGCGGACCAAAGUGACGAGGAGCGCCCUCGACGUCCACCCACUUAUGAAGUCUGUCCAACUGCGAAGGACUUGAGCCCAAACUGAGCCACACACAAACAACGAAACACACACACACACACACAAACACACACACACCAAUAUAUGUCCAACAUACACUGCAUGGCUGAUUCCAACUGAAGGAAAAAAAAGUCCAACCCAAGAUAUGCCCGAGUCCUGAUCACACUCUCAUUGGCUGAUAUUGGUGAAAAAAAAAACUCCUUCCCCCACCUUCUCCUCAAACGUCCCUCUCCGCCCCACCCUUCCUCCUCCCCCUCCUCUUCCUCUUCCUCUUCCCCCUCUCAUCUCUGGCUGCAGCUGAGACCUCAGCAGUCCUUACACUCUCACACACACUCACACACACUCACACAAAGGACAGCGGCGAAGAAGCGUUGGCGCGCGAGUGUUGUGUGCCCACACAUUGCGAUUGUUGGGCGCGGGGAGAAAGCGCACACAGCCUUGCCCGCACAAUGAGCUGUGAAAUGGGCAGAAACUGAAGAACGUACGACCCAGUGAAGGUUGUCUUCUUAGGACAACACGCACACUCCCAGUGAAGGUUGCCUUCUGAAGACCACACACACACACACACACACACACACACACACAGAAAUAUUGUACCUUCCAUCCAGCUAACUGCUGAAGGAACUAUAACAUUGUCUGAGGAAGAAUUCUUUUAUUUUUUUUCCAUUUCUUUUUCAUUAGCCCCAAAAGAUGGCUGCAACAUCCAACCCUGUUCACUUCAUGCUUAGUCCGACCUUGAUCUUCAUCUCUCUCAUAGCUCUUUUCCACUGCACUUCAUUGUGUCUUUUUCAGCCCUCUGUUACUUUCCUAUCUCUUUCCAUUUCUCUCUCUCUCUCUCUCUCUCUCUCUCUCUUUCUUUCCCUUUUUGCUAUGAUAAUGAAGUGCCAUACCGCUGAAUGUAUUUCCUGGUACUGGAAGGCCACCUAAGGGUUUUGAAGUACGAGGCGAGGGAGAAAGAAAGGAACAUGCUAGAACUCCCGGCCCGAGCCUCCCCACUCCACUCGACUCGCCUCAGUUCACUUCGCCAGACCAUCUCUCCUCUCUCUCCUAAACUCUACCCUCCCCCCCCCCGCCCCUGCCCCUCAAAGCACUUAGGCUACGGCCCAGGUAAUACCCACACACACCCAUAAUCCAUCCCACUUGCUUAAGUACGUGCUCUCCAAAAAAACUCCUGGAUGGAUGCUCGCCGAUCACGACUAAUAGCUUGUCUAGUGUCUCGAGUUGCUCUUCAGUGAAGGACUUAAUUUGUAUUUUAUACCCCCCCCCUCCCCCACCGCGGGGAUGAAUGAAGCCUCAACAAAAGCAAAAAUUGCUGUUAUUAUUAUUAUUAUUUAAACUCUGCGAUUGUGGGCCACUGGUCUGUUAAGUGUUUUUUUAAGUUCACCUCCCUCUGUCAUUCUGUUGUCCUCCCUCUGAAAAUGCCGUAGCUCGGGGUCGCGACCCUCAAAAGGGAUAGAAGAGAACAAACAAGCUCAAUUAUCCCGUCUCUGUGCGGCUGGUUUGGAGAUCCCGUCAUGUAAAUAUUUAGGGCAUAAGUGCAAUUAUGUUUGUUUUUUUACCAUUUUGUUUUCAUGAAAGCAAGACAUUGGCAUUUUUUUGUCCUCCCCUGUUGAGGGCUGGGUAGGGCUGGCUCCUUUAGAUUCACACUGACGCAUCUCUGAGCUGUGGUCACCCUGGUUACCUGCGGAUGCUAAGCUGCUCCCUCCUUUUAAGUAGAAACACACACACACACACACACACACACACACACAGGCACUCUCAGAGAUAACCCACUCCUUUAUGCACAGAUAGACAUACACACACUCAUACAGCCUCUCUCCCUCACACACACACACACACACACAGACACACUCACACAGCCCCUCUCUACACAGUGAGAGAGUGAGAGAGCCAGAGACUGACACACACCCUCUCUCUCUCUCAACAGAGAUGCUGUCGCUCCACCGCUCUUUCUCGCCCCGUGGCACUUUGAAGCAUCUCGCCAGAUAAAUUGCGGCUCCCCGAAGCCUUUGACAGCGAGCAUAGUUAUCCUGACUGGAAGGUCCGUUGUCAUGACUACCCCCCUUAACCCCCAUACCAACACCAUUCCCAUCCCACCCCAACCUGUCGCCCCCCCACCCCACCCCCCAAUAGUGUCUUCAUCUUGAGGACAUCAACGGAGCUACUCCAUCAACUCCACUAUCUCCAGGCGCCCCUCUCUCACACACACACACACACACACACACACACACAUGCGGUCACGUUCUGCCGUCACCUGCUCAGAAGCGAAUCGACUGUGACGCUUUGUUGCGCCUUUUAUUUUUUGCCGGUGGGUCCGUGGCUCGUGUCCAACCCCGCUGUGACCCACCGCUCACCCCCUGUUGCACUCCAUCACCACGCAUUCCAUCACUGCCACCACCUCCCCAACCCUUACAGGAAGAAGAAUGUCGUGGUCCCAAGAAGCCUGGCAUCUGCCGACUGAUAACUUGCCUUUGAUGACUCCUCUAGCCCACCCACCCUUCUCCCUUAACAAAAAAAAAGAAUAAAUGUUUUGAUUUGUCUUGGGAGUUGCCCCUGGGACUAGAAGUAUUGCUGCAACGUCUGAAAUAUCAUGAAGAAAAUGAAGUAUCUCUUGAAGUGCGUGUGAGUGUGUCCCUGAGUGGUCAAUUGUGAUUGUUCCAAAGGAAACAACAAAAAAAAGGAAAAAAGAUCGGAAGAAAAAAACAAGAAAACUGCUUUUUUUUUCUCCUGUUGAUUCCAAUCUGUCAGCUAUGCUCUGUCUGAUUGAAUAGUCAUGAAAACUGUGAUUAUAUAUAUUUGUAGAUAUGGUAAUAUUAUGUAAAUGUUUUUAAAACAAUUGUUCCUGAUUCUUUCUGUAUAUAUGGUGUUUACAGGGAAUAAAAAAGCUGAAAUCA